Molecule: messenger RNA, 606 nt
Organism: Echinostoma caproni
Lineage: Eukaryota; Metazoa; Platyhelminthes; Trematoda; Plagiorchiida; Echinostomatidae
Source: the annotation of a GenBank genome assembly
AUGAUUCGCUGUAGCCAGACUUUACUGGAGGCGCUUCGUCGCACAGAACCUGGAUUUCAACGUCCCUGGGCUUCUGGUUUACCCGGUAGUAUUCCGUUUGCCACAGUGGAUUAUCUACUCGCCGUGGAUCGUCAUGAACGGGUUUACAAAUUCGACCCGAUCUCCAACGUGUGGUCAUCAUCGCUCGACGGUGCUCGCCCCACUCCCACGGCACGAAUUUUUCGCAACUCCGCGGAUAUUCCACAUACUCCGGUCCGAUUGUUGGUCUUCACCACCAGUCUGGAAGUGUAUGCGUUCCGUUUGUGCACUUUGGGUUUCUCACUCAAUCCAACAGAUACACGAGGCAAAGAUGAUGCGAAACGCCUAAUGCGUCAAUUUCUUGCCUUGCUUACCGCACGUCUGCAUUAUGUGCGCGCCGGGUCGGGAAUUCAUUUGGCUGAAAACUACCUGACACAACUGUGCGUGCCCAAUUGUGCACAAACUCAAUCGAAUCGGACCCAGGGGCAAACUGUUUCAUCUGCACCCUCGCUAGAUCUGUUUCAACUUUCCCACUCCCAAGGAGUUGAUAACGACAGCUUUCAUGUGAGUUAUACAUGGCUUCGUUGA